CGGGCCCGGGGCGGUACCGCCGCCCGCCGGCGGCCUCAGCGGGCAGCGCUGGAGGCCGCGCCGGGGCCGGGCCCGUGUCCCCGGGGCGGGGCUGGCGCAGGGGCCGCGGGCGGGGAAGGUGCGGGCUGAGGCCGAGCAUGGCGCUGGCGGCGGAGCGGGGCGCCUACAGGUUCGUGGUGCUGCUCUUCAACUGUCUCCUCACCUUCGGCUCCUACUUCUGCUUCGACAUCCCCAGCGUCCUGCAGGAGCAGUUCCAGGGGAACUUGACCUGCCCCAAUGGAACCCAUCAUAACGGCACUGGGCACAACAGCACGCUGGACUGCGUGGAAGGCUUGGGAAUGACACCUGCACAGUACAAUUUGCUGUAUGCCAUCUAUGCUUGGACGAAUGCAGUAGUGGUUAUUCUGGCUGGAUUCCUGAUUGAUAAACUAGGAAAUCGCUUUGGUGUCUUUGUGUUCUCUCUUCUGACUGUGCUGGGAUCAUCAAUCUUUGCUCUAGGCUCCCAUUUCAAGGGCUCGCCGUACCUCCUACCAAUGAUGCUAACAGGAAGACUGCUCUUUGGCUCUGGGAAUGGGUCACUUACAAUUGUGCAGAAUCGUAUCACAGCCUUCUGGUUCAAGGGGAAGGAACUGGCACUGGCAUUUGGACUGACUCUGUCUUUCUCUCGUCUUGGGAGUGUCCUCAACUUCUUCUUCACUCAGCAGUUUGAGGCCAAAUUUGGAAUGCAGUGGACGCUCUGGGGAGGUACCCUGCUCUGUGUGCUGGGUUUUGUUUCAGCACUCACAGUCAGUGUACUGGAUAAAGUGGGCAUGAAGCAACUGGGCUUGGAUGGGGUUAUCCAGCAGGAAUCCAAAAAAGUGCGGAUUCAGGACAUCCGGCGACUUCCCCUUCGCUACUGGCUCCUGGUCCUCACCAUCAUGUUCUUCUACAACGGAGUCUUCCCCUUCGUGGCAGACGCCAGCAAGUUUAUCCAGGAUAAAUAUUCUGGUUACAGUCAGCAGGCAGCCGCUUAUAUUGCUGGGGCAUUGUACGACAGCUCCCUUGUUCUCUCUGCAGCAGUUGGCAUAUUAAUUGACUACGUUGGACUGAGAGGCGUCUUUGCUGUUGGUUGUGCUGCACUGACUCUGCCAGUCUUCGCUCUCCUGGCAUUUACAUUUGUUCCUCCAUUAGUCUCUACCAUCUGGUUGGGGAUUACUUACUCCUUUGCUGCUGCUAGUAUGUGGCCAUCCAUACCUCUUGUGGUCCCCCAAGCAACUUUAGGGACAGCUAUGGGGCUUGCAACUUCUGUGCAGAUGAUUGGAGUUGGCCUUUCAAAUCUGAUUGUUGGACACAUUCUAGGAACAAAGUCCAGUGAAUUAAAGAUCCCCUUGUGGCGCUGGCAACAGAUGAUGAUCUUCAUGUUGGCAAACACUAUUGCAUGUAUUGUUGCCUCCGUUAGCCUCAACGUUGUAGACAAAAAACAGGGUGGGACACUGAACAGAACAAGAAAGGGAGCACCUGUGGAGCAGGACGGAAACCCUGCAGAUGCAGCAGCGCUCCUUGAUGAUGAAACAGGAACCGGAGGCUCUGUCAGCUGAACCUGUGCCAUGUGAGAACAAUGGCGGUUGCCAGACACAGCACUGAUCACUUCUGUUUGAAAGUGGAUUUUUAGCCUGUGUAUUUUCAACAUCUUUAAAUGGAAUCUUGAAGGGAAUUGUCUACAGAAAGAGAAUGUUUCCAUGUUCUUAUGCCUGGCACACAAGUGAAAGGUGUCUGUUGUAUGGUUCUUAGGUGUUCUCCAACAUACAGAAACCUGCAUGGGGCACUUUAAGAACUACACUACAGUAAGUGGAACCAACCUAGCUGAAACUUGUUCAUACGCUAUUAGAUGGUUGCUUUUCACUCCUGCAUCUAAACCGCCUGCAUAAGGUGUGCCUGACUGGUCUAUUGCUUUUUCUGUCACAAGACUCCUGUACAUCAGUACUUGCUAACCCACCUACCUUGGCAGGCCUGCCCUUUCAGUUACUGCUCUAGAUUAGCAUUCAUCUGUCACAAAUUACAUAUCCAUGCAAGUGACACCAUCAUUAUUCUUCAGGCAGGAGACUGAAUUAAUCAAACUGAUUACCUUUUGCACACAAGCCUAGCUUAAUUGCAUAUUACCUUCCUAGAAAUGCUUCUGUAAGCUGUGCCUAUUCCCUUGCCUUCAAAAGCAUAAAAGGUUUUGAUCUGAAAUUCUGUCCUUUAAACCAAGGUGCUCUUACUCAUGAAUGCUAGAGGCUUGUUUUGCUUAGCCAGCUGCCCUUUUCACUAUGCAAAAUACUCACAAGCACCCACAGUGUUUACAAAAGCAAAUGAUGCUUUAAGAAUGAAGUAAACUUUAACAUAGCCAAGUACAAGGAAUGCUGAAGUGAAUAACUUAUGUAAAUUAUUACAUAUCCUUAAGAGAAAUAGCACCUCUGCUCAAGUUGCAUUUAAUAUAAACACUAGUACUAGACUGAAAACAAUUUAGGCACUGACAGCAUCCAGUGAAGUCACAUUUUAAGCAGAUGUCACAGAAAACAAAUCCACCCAUCAAAGCAAAGUUUUCUUAAACUGAUUUACUGAAAAGAAUGCCUUUAGAGAGCAGUAUCUUUUAAGUUUGAAGUUAUAUUGUGAAUUCAUUUCACAUGACAAUUAAAGGAUUUCCCUGUUGGAGUCCUGUGCAGCAGAAAUUUGGGGGUAGAGGCAGAGUCACAGAACUGUAAAAUCACAGACGCUAUUUGGCGGCAACCUCCUGAGAUCACCUCAUCCAGCACCCCCCGCUCAAGCAGGGUCAGCCAGGGCAGGUAGCCCAAGACCAUGUGUGGUCAGAGUUUGAGCAUCUCCACAGAUGGAGACUCUCCAGCCUCUCUGGGCAACCUGGCCCAGCACCUGGCCACCCUCCCAGUAAAAAACUGCUUCCUUGUGUUCAGAUGGAACUUCACAUGGUUCACUUUGUGCCCAUUGCCUCUUGUGCAGAGCACUGUCUGGCUGCCUCGUCCUCACUCCCUCCCAGCAGGGACUUAAACACACUGGUAAGAUGUCACUGAGCCAUCUCUUCUCCUGGCUGAGAAGCCCCAGCUCUCUCAGCUUCUCCUCCUAUGAAAGAGGCUCCACAUCAGUGACCACCCUCAUUGACCAUCACUGCACUCCCUCCCUGAGUUGCAUCUCUUUCCUACUAGAGUGUCCCAAACUGGACUCUCUACUCCAUGUGAGGCCUCACCAGUGUUCCCACUUGGCUGGUACAUCAGGCUCCUGCUAGACUGUGGCUUUACAUACACCCCUCAGCCUCCGGCCAGAGCACCACUCCUCAAUGCCAAGAUUCCGCAGCUGCAUUUUUUCAUAGUGGAAAAAAUCCCAUGAUGAAUUUCCAAAUGUGAUUAUGAAAAACCACACAGAGCAGUUCUAUAUACUCAUGUUGGAGGCUUGUGUCUGGAAGAAAGUACGUGUUCAGAGCUAAUUUUUUGUGUCAAUACUACCAAUGCCUGGCUUAAAAGCACUGACUUCAGCCUGGCUGGCAGGAAGUCAUCAGCUUUCUUAGUUUAUAUACCACACAAUGCUGCAGCCAAACUCAAUGGGGUUGUUCCUGUAACGAGUGCUGGGAUACCCACUGAAGGUCCUGUACUUGGUUCUUCAUGGAAAAAGGUCAAAAGGCAGCCAUUCCUGUUUGCCAUCCCAUAAUCUAAUACUACCAAAUUACCAGAAACUUCACUCUUCUGUUUUGAAGAAGAGUUGUGGCACACUGUUCUUAAAACUUGCCACUGGUUAACACGGUUCCCGACAACUUAGUGCUGGAAAUCUCACUGCCUACUCUGUGUUUCACUGCAAAGCCUUCUGCCUAUUUCCUCCAUUCACUGCCCAGGAGAACUGAUGGCUACAGAGGUUAAUGUAGAUACUAUCGUACAAAGAUCACUGCACAUGCUUUUAAAACCCUUUCAGUUAAGCUGAAGAUGUGGGGAGAUCCUAAUGACCUUUGAGACUGUUGCACAAAGACCAUCUUUAGGUCAGGAGGGCUCUGCUAGAGACUCUUAGAGGCAGAGUUGUUCUUAAAAUAUUCCUCAUGACUUUCAGCUCAGAUUAAUAAAGCUUGAAGCUGAUGUAACAACAGUGAGGAGGCAGAGAAUGAGACUUCCUGCAACAGUACUUGCUCAUCUCCACUGGAGUUCAUCAACAGCUUCCUGUUACUCCUGUUUAACUGCUUUUUUCAUUAAUUACUCCAGUGAUGACAGGAAAGCCACCUCCACUUUGCCUGUCCUUCCGAUUUCUUGCUUGACACCUGCUGUUGAGACGCCAGAGCUCACUUCUGAGAAACUUUUUACAAAGUGAUUGCAUGGUUCUUUACCAUGUUUGAGCUUGUCAUGAAAAAUGAAAGGGUGGGAUUCACUGAGGUCAAGGUGCUGCAAGAAAUGGAAAUAAACAAUCAGCUGGUUUUGUUUAA
Molecule: messenger RNA, 4435 nt
Organism: Columba livia (rock pigeon)
Lineage: Eukaryota; Metazoa; Chordata; Aves; Columbiformes; Columbidae
Product: major facilitator superfamily domain-containing protein 1-like
Exons: 13
Coding region: 138-1577 (479 amino acids)
Biological process (GO): transmembrane transport
Molecular function (GO): transmembrane transporter activity
Source: RefSeq, a predicted model, not a curated record